GCGAACACAUAUCUGUAUAAUGUAUUCUGGUCAGCCUCGUUGACGGUAAGUUUGUGUGUGUGUUUGCCUCCAUAUGGUUUGUGCUUUAUUACAUUAUUUACAUGUCGUAUCCAUUAAAUGCUGAAGCUGUCGAAAGUGUCGGGCCAGUGGUCAAUUUUAUGUUUUCAACAUGUGUCAGCAUUGUACACAACAGUAUUCCUCUUCACCUUAAAUCUAACUUUCUAACAUGCAUGCUUUAUGAAAUCACAACUAGUUUGGAGCCAAACUUGAAUCUUCUAGUGCACAAACACUGAAAAUGGACUUUACAGUGAAGUAGGGAACAUGUUGUGCCAUUCAUGUUCAGUUAGAGAAACAGAAUUGAGUUAUUUUGGUUAUGAAUCUAGUAGUCAUCCUAAAAUUUUUUGACUAACAUUGAAAAUGCCCCAAAAACUCAAUCAAACUAAAAAAAUCCACGUUUUUCAGGACUUAUCCAGUUGCUAGGCAGCAUGUGUUUCCUUAUGUAAUUGUGAGCCAGGGAAUUAUGCAGGACAAAGGUCGGAGGUUCUUUUUUAACAUUUGAACAAAAGAGUGCAGUUCACCCCUGGAUCAGUUGUAAAACUUAAUAUUCAACUCUGCACCUGUGUGGGCAGAGCAACCUGUUUUAACUAGAUAUACAUGGCACAUUAUUGUUUUAUGCAUGUUGGUGUUUAACCUUUACUUAUUUUGAUUUAUAGGGCAGACAACGACAACAUAAUGGUCAGUGUGCACAUGAACAUGGUAACACUACGGCAGCUUAUAGGCAUGAAGAUGAUACCGUGCUUCACUCUACACAGGAGGCUGGCAUGUUUGCAUGGUGCAGUGGGUGCAGUUCGAUGGAGGAGCAGCUAUAAACAAGCCCCUGUACUAACAGCCACACCGGAUCGUGCCCUCAUAGAUCAACCCAUCAGUGUUAAAGGACGUUUCCUGACACCACACUCUCCAGUUACAGUGUGUGCACAAAUGCACAGUGAAGAUGAGGACCUGUGGGAGGCAUUUGCCCACUACAAUACAAAUGCAGAUGGCACUGUCGACUUGGCCAGGGAUCAUUCAGUCGGGGGUUCAUAUUUGGGCUGUGAGCCAAUGGGACUCCUCUGGGCACUGCAGCCAGCACCGGGUGCACGAGAAGGUUUGAGACUGAGGAAAAAAAAUGUAGAGACUCCAUACAUAGUGCAGAUGUCUUUAAUGGAGGGCCACGUGUCACCCAGUGAGCGACAGAGCGCUGAGCUGGCUACUGUGACUACUGAGCGCUGGUAUAUGGCACCAGGUGUAAAGAGAAUAGACAUUCGCCAAAAUGGAGUUGUAGGAACUUUGUUCUUGCCGCCUGGUCCAGGCCCAUUUCCAGCCAUGCUGGACCUGUGGGGAAUGGGUGGAGGACUAGUAGAGUACCGCUCUGCCCUGUUUGCAUCCAAGGGCUAUGCUAGCCUUUCCCUCGCCUACUUUGGGCACAAAGACUUACCUCCCCCACAGAAUACCAUCAACGUUGGUGAUGCAUAUUUCAAGUCAGCAUUCGAGCUGCUCCGUGAUCAUCAUCAGGUCUGUGCCGACAGAGUUGGGAUCAUCGGUCUCUCCUUUGGAGUCUACGUGACUCUUCAAAUUGCCACUCAGACUGGUGUCAAACCAUCCUGUUUGAUUUGUAUCAACGGCCCAGUAGGAAGUACCAUCAAGCUCCCAGACUCAAAUGGACAGAGGGAAAUCUUUGAAAGUGAAGAGAAAUAUUGGACUUAUGAUGAUAAAGGCCACGUCAGUUUUAGAGAUAUUUCCUUGCCUGCAAACCUUCACCCUGAGAGCAAAGUGAAGAUUGAGAAAGUUGCCUGUCCACUAAUGUACAUAGUGGGUGAAGACGACUUGAGUGCUUCGAGCAUUGAGAAUGCAAAUGUGAUCGAAGAGACCCUGACAGCUGCAGGUAAAUCCCACCUGUUUACCCGUUUGUCUUAUCCCGGUGCUGGUCACCUAAUUGAACCACCUUACUCACCAAACGUAAGAACGUCGCUGUGGAGCGUCAAACCAAGAAAACUCAUCACUGUGUGGGGAGGUCACCUCGCACUCCACGCUGCUGCCCAGGAGGACGCCUGGAAGAAAAUCCUGGAUUUUAUGGAAAGUAAUCUGAGGGGGUGAAGUCUUGUUUUGUUUGAGGACUGCACAUGCAGAAAACGUGCAUGUUUUAUUUUUAAGAUGCAGAGUACUUCCUGCAACUGCCGUGCAACUAAUUCAAAAGCGGAAAUGCACCAAAAGCUAGAAGCCAAAGCCAUAAAGAAAGAAGAAGGACUAAUUCAAAAACUCACACACUCACUCAUUCACAUUUAGCAAGCUGCAGAUCCUCCACAGGGUGGGGGUGUUCAGUCACUGUCAGAACACUACUUUGCCCGUUAACAUACACUUCAUACAGGAAGGAGAAGGCAGAUCAGCUGCUGCUUAGACCCCUAUGUUAUGUUGCCAGUUGCUACAGGCACAUGCAACUUUGACACUCCACAGGUAGUUUGGGCGCUGUGAUCUUCAGGAACUGUUUUCAGAGUGAGUCAGUGACCAGAGUUGGUCAUUGUAAUCCAUUUUAAUAGGGGUGUGACGAUGCACUCAGCUCACGAGACGAGACACGAUAUUGGGUUCACAAGAUCAAGGUGAGACGAGAUUUUAACAAUAAGAA
Molecule: messenger RNA, 2659 nt
Organism: Scomber japonicus (chub mackerel)
Lineage: Eukaryota; Metazoa; Chordata; Actinopteri; Scombriformes; Scombridae
Product: peroxisomal succinyl-coenzyme A thioesterase-like
Exons: 11
Coding region: 733-2133 (466 amino acids)
Biological process (GO): fatty acid metabolic process; acyl-CoA metabolic process
Molecular function (GO): fatty acyl-CoA hydrolase activity
Source: RefSeq, a predicted model, not a curated record